Molecule: messenger RNA, 1065 nt
Organism: Leishmania braziliensis MHOM/BR/75/M2904
Lineage: Eukaryota; Euglenozoa; Kinetoplastea; Trypanosomatida; Trypanosomatidae
Exons: 1
Coding region: 1-1065 (354 amino acids)
Molecular function (GO): catalytic activity
Source: RefSeq, a predicted model, not a curated record
AUGGAGCACAUUCCCCUCGUCGUGCGCCGCAUGGUGGCAGUUGAGCAGAGUUGUGGCUUUGUCCACUUUUUCCCCUCCUUCUGCGAUGCGUCCGCAGCGCCGUUGGUCAUAAAGACGGAGGCCUUCAGCAGCAAUGUCGCCAGCGAUGCAGUGGACGACGCUGCACCGGCGUAUCAGUUUGUCUACGACGUCAUGCGUUCACGAAACGGCCAUAUCCUCUUUAAACAAUCUUAUGCUGAGCGCUUCAUGCGUAGCCUCACCCUUGCCGUUCCCACGCACGCUUUCUCGGCGGAGCUGCAGUCUCUUAUUCAGUCGCGUCUGCAAGCGUACAUCGAGGCGCCUGGCGUUUACCUGGACGGCGCCACGGAGAAAAAUGUGAAGUUGCUGUCGUGGGUUCCGACCGCCGCUGCGUCUACCAACCAAGCAGAGACACUCCCGAUUCCCGUCAUAGUCAUGCUUGCCAAGUCGUCCUACCCGGCAGAGUCGCUGUACCACGAAGGUGCCAAGCUCGGUUUACUCUUUAACGCGCACCGCAUUAAUCCCAAUGCGAAGGUGGCCCAGAUGGGCCUUCGCGAUCGCGCAAACGCCUAUUUGGCGGAGAAUCACGUCUAUGAGGUGCUCCUCGUGCACGACGCCGCCGAUGCUUAUCUCGUGCCAGAGGGUUCGCGGUCGAACUACCUUUUGCAGAAGUCGGAUGGAACGUGGUGGUGCAGUGCCGAGGAGGACAUCCUCGUCGGGAUAACGCUCAAGACAGCGUACCGGGUCCUCCAAGCUUGUGGCCUUGGGAGCGUGCAACACGCCAAACUCACCCUCAAGGACAUUCUCGAAAGCAAGUCGCUCUAUAUUCUGGGCACAAGUCCGACAAUCAUGCCAGUUCAGUCGGUGCUGCUGUACAAGGACGCAGAGACCCGUGGGUAUUACGAGGAGGCAGUUCGGGCGCUCGGUGCGACCGCGGGAUCAGUGAAGCAGGUGUCAGACGACAAGGCAGAGAUUCUGAUUCCCAUGAAUGAGGAGCUCGCAACCACCCUGCGGGCUCAAUACUUCGCAGAGGCAGCAUCCUCAUAG